AUUCAGUUUAAUGAGAAAUAUAGAAAACCAUACCUACUUUUCCAUUGAGGUCGUUAAAUGUCGAAAAGGAAAUACUUUUUGCAAGGAACCGUGUGAUAAAAUGGCACGCCGUGAGUUUUUCAAGGUACCCGGCCCUGUCCCAACUCUUAGCUCUUCAUUCACUGGUCAUACAGGCACAGCAUGUACCGACUGCAGGUACCUGUGGAAAGGGGGACCUAUGUUCAAAUGUAGCGAUCAGAUUCUUGCCCGGUAUCACAUUUCUCUGACCAGGUCGCUGGAAUUUGAGAUCAUGCUCUCGCGUCUGCCUGAUUGUCCGUCCCUCGUGAAGGAGUGCUAAAAUGUCAUUGCAUGCAACGCAGAAGCAGCUUCUGGAGACGCAGCUUUGGCCUCUGCCGUGAGCGUCUCUGCAUCCCCUCCCUGGCUCAAGACAAGACAGGGAGUGACCCAUUUAAGACUCCCCCCGCCGAGGCCAUUAGCCCCGCUGCCAUCGAUACGCAAAGCGUUUCAGAUCCUCCGUUGGGGAGGCAUAUCCACUGACAGGGCGCGUUAUUACUCAUUGGCCACACUUCCGUAGAUUGAGUUUCAGGCGUUAGGGAGCUCCCGAGUCAUCCUCCUGGGCGUUUAUGACACUUGUACGUGCGUCUGCGUCUGUCUGCCAUCGGAGGAGAGGCCGCUCACCUGCAGAGAGAGAGAGAGAGAGAGAGAGGGAGAGGACGCUGAAGACCUGGAAGGGGUCUGUGUUGCAUGAGAGGGACAGGAAACUGGGAACGCUCACUGCCAAAAAGAUGUCUCACCAAACUGGAAUUGAUGCUACACCUGAGCUCAAACAGUUUCUGGCUCGCGCGAGAAGAGGCUCCAUCAGAAUAAUGAAGAUCAUAAUCAGCAAUGAGGAGUUGGUGUUAGAUUCGUACAGAGAGCCGGCGCAGAGCUGGGACAAGGACUAUGAUCAGUUUCUGCUUCCUCUUCUCACGCCUCAGGAGCCUUGCUACAUCCUUUACCGUCUGGACUCCCAGAAUGCACAGGGAUACGAGUGGAUUUUCAUCGCUUGGUCACCUGACCAGUCACCCGUGAGGCAGAAGAUGAUGUACGCUGCGACCCGUGCCACGCUGAAGAAAGAGUUCGGAGGAGGUCACAUCAGAGACGAAAUGUUCGGCACAGUGGAGGACGAUCUGUGCUUUCAGGGAUACAUACGCCACAGAUCCUCCUGCUCCUCUCCAGCUCCUCUCACAGCGGCCGAGCAGGAGCUGCAACGAAUUAAAGUCACAGAGGAUAAAGUUGUGUGGGAUGAACGGAGAAGAAUCGCAACUCCAACAGCACGAGCGAGGGUCACGAUGGAGUUUGGUUUAGACAAGAGAGCGCAGACUCUUCAGGGUCUUGCAUUCCCCUUACAAGAAGAUGCCAAACGAGCUCUGCAGCAACUCCAGCAGAAACGCAUCAACUACAUCCAGCUGAGGCUGGAUGUGGAGAAAGAGACGAUCGAGCUGGUUCACACCAAACCGACAGAAACCCACGAGCUUCCCUUCAGGAUUCCCACAGAUUCCCCACGAUAUCACUUCUUCGUCUUCAAACAUUCCCAUCAAGGCCAGCCGCAGGAGGCGCUGGUGUUCAUAUACUCCAUGCCUGGCUACACCUGCAGCAUCAAGGAGCGGAUGCUGUACUCUAGCUGCAAGAACAGGUUACUGGAUGAGGUGGAGAGAGACUACCAGCUGGAGGUCACCAAGAAGAUGGAGAUAGACAGCGGUGAUGGUCUGACGGAAGACUUCCUGUACGAGGAGGUGCACCCCAUGGAGCACACCUUAAAGCAGGUGUUCGCUAAGCCCCGUGGACCAGGAGGCAAGAGGGGCAACAAACGCCUCAUCAAGGAGGCCGGAGAGAACGGGGAGGAGAAUUAGACGUUACGACCACCAGCUAAAUGCGAGCAAAUUUAGAAAUAUUUUAGAAAUGACCUGUUGUUUCACUGCUAAGCUUCUAGCCACAGCUUUAUUUUUACUUAAAGACAAAGUUUUAACGUGAAACCAAGUGAAAUGUAGAUCUAUACUGAAGUAAAACUCAUAAGGACACUAU
Molecule: messenger RNA, 2064 nt
Organism: Fundulus heteroclitus (mummichog)
Lineage: Eukaryota; Metazoa; Chordata; Actinopteri; Cyprinodontiformes; Fundulidae
Product: twinfilin-2
Exons: 11
Coding region: 624-1892 (422 amino acids)
Biological process (GO): regulation of lamellipodium assembly; actin filament depolymerization; positive regulation of neuron projection development
Cellular component (GO): myofibril; cytoplasm; actin filament
Molecular function (GO): actin filament binding; actin monomer binding
Source: RefSeq, a predicted model, not a curated record